This is a messenger RNA of Glycine soja, 1338 nucleotides long. Its product is annotated as transcription factor bHLH61-like. The transcript is spliced from 4 exons. Gene Ontology annotation, biological process: regulation of DNA-templated transcription. The record is from RefSeq and is a predicted model, not a curated record. Gene Ontology annotation, molecular function: sequence-specific DNA binding; DNA-binding transcription factor activity; protein dimerization activity. Bases 90 to 1100 code for a protein of 336 amino acids. Gene Ontology annotation, cellular component: nucleus. NCBI's taxonomy places the organism in Eukaryota, Viridiplantae, Streptophyta, Magnoliopsida, Fabales, Fabaceae.
GUACUCUAUUUUCUCAAGGUAGUAUUUCCUAAACAAUUAGCAGCAAUCUCACAACAGAGAAAGCGAUCGAGAGAGAAAAAGAGAGAGAAAUGGAGCUUCAUGACCAUGAUUUCUUGGAGGAAUUAAUGUCUCUAAGAAGAGAAACAUGGGAUACAAAUCCAUGUUCACAAGAAAACCAGCUUUUCUCUAAUGGCUGGAGUUUUGAUUGUUUUGAUCAAAACUAUCAUCAAGCUUUUCCUCCAAACUCUUUCUCUUGCCAACAAGUUCCUCAAAGUUACAACCACGACUACACCUACAAUGAAAUCUAUAGUUCCUUACUUCACGAAUUCUCUGCACCACAAGUUAUAGAUUCAUCAUCCUAUAACACCCUUGAUAGUACUCCACAUAAUACCCCUCCUUUUCUUGCUCAAGAAGAUUAUCCAUUGUCCAUGAUGGAAGAAGAAGAUCCGGGUUUUCUCGGGGAAGAGCUUCAAUGCUUGGACCUUCAAACCACAUGCAAAAUGGAGUCAAGCCAUUCCCCUGAAAUGCCUAUUUUCAACACAACUUCAUCAUGUGUGGAGAGAAAGAAUAGAGCAAAGAAGCUUCAGGGGCAGCCUUCAAAGAACCUAAUGGCAGAGAGGAGAAGAAGAAAGAGAUUAAAUGACAGGCUCUCCAUGCUAAGAUCAAUUGUGCCUAAGAUAAGUAAGAUGGACAGAACAGCUAUACUUGGAGACACUAUCGAUUAUAUGAAGGAGCUCUUGGAAAAGAUUAAUAAUUUGAAGCAAGAAAUAGAAGUUGAUUCCAACAUGGCUAGCAUUUUCAAGGAUGUAAAGCCAAAUGAAAUCAUAGUGAGGAAUUCUCCAAAGUUUGAUGUGGAGAGGAGAAAUGUCACUACAAGGGUGGAGAUCUGCUGUGCAGGGAAGCCAGGCUUGUUGCUGUCUACAGUAAACACCUUGGAAACGUUAGGCCUCGAGAUCCAACAAUGUGUUAUUAGCUGUUUCAAUGAUUUCACAGUGCAAGCUUCUUGUUCAGAGGAAUUGCAGCAGAAGACAAUUCUGAGUUCCGAAGAUAUAAAACAAGCACUAUUUAGAAGCGCAGGAUAUGGUGGACGAUGUUUGUGAAAAUAAAAGAGAGAUGCAAAACAACACAGCAAGUGCACCAUAGCUGGGGAGAGUUUUUGAGUUUCUGAUCAUAGUGCUAUCCAUUGAUUUAGAAGCCAAUCUAGCCGAAUUUCUUUUUUCUCAAUGCAUGACAGUAAUUGAUUUCUUCAACAUGAUGCCUAUUGUAACAUUCAAAUGGAAUCGUCAAAAAAUCAAAUGGAAAUGCCUAUUAAUCUUGGUGAUUGGCUUUGUUCCCUAA